Messenger RNA from Mucor mucedo, 1197 nucleotides. RefSeq lists its product as uncharacterized. Gene Ontology annotation, molecular function: dioxygenase activity. Lineage: Eukaryota; Fungi; Mucoromycota; Mucoromycetes; Mucorales; Mucoraceae. Bases 45 to 1109 code for a protein of 354 amino acids. The record is from RefSeq and is a predicted model, not a curated record. The transcript is spliced from 2 exons.
CCUCUCUCUAUCAUCUUGCAAAAAAAAAAAAAAAAAAAAAAAAAAUGACAAUUACAAUUCCUAUACUUGAUUUAUCAAAAUAUCAACCGGACCUGCCAAAUUCGUCCUCCUCCAAAGAAUUUUUAAAGGAACUUUACGAUGCUAUGAGUGAGGUUGGGUUUUUCUAUGUUCAAAAUCACGGUGUUCCGCUUGAACUUCAACAGAAAUCUUUUGAAACAAUCAAAUCAUUCUUUAAACUGCCUGUGGAAGAAAAACUUGAAAUCGAAUUAAAAAACUCGCCUCAUUUUAGAGGGUAUUCGAGAUUAAAUGCGGAAACCACCGAUUAUAAACAAGAUAAUCGUGAACAAGUGGAUUUAGGAAGAGAGUACCCUGUUUUACCCAUUGAAAAUAACCCAGUGUAUGCACACCUUAGAGGUCCUAACCAAUGGCCCAGACAAGUGGAAGGAUUUAAAGAAAAUGUUACUGAAUUAAUGGAAGCCAUGACACAAGUAGGUCUAAUUAUUAUUCGAGCCAUGGCCCAAGUUCUCGAGUUUGAUCAGGAGGAGUUUAUGUCCUUAUUCGGUCAUGAUUAUGGCGUAAGAUGUAAACUGCUUCGUUACCCAUCACUCAAUAAUCCAAUUGAUAAACCUUUAGACCAUGGCCUAGGCGUAGGUCCACACAAGGAUACAGGUUUUUUGGCGUUGCUCUUACAAGACGAAAUUGGUGGACUUCAGGUUCAAACACAACAAGGUGAAUGGUUGGAUGCCAUUCCGAUUCCAAAUACGUUUGUUGUAAACAUUGGAGAGAUCUUCGAACGUUUAACCAAACAGACUUUUGUGGCUACAACGCACAGGGUGGUCAAUAAGCCAUCCAAAAAUCACACUGAUCGAUUCUCCAUACCCUUGUUCCUCUCUCCUGCCUUGGAGACAAAGAUUCCUCAAAUAGACUUACCGACUGUCACUAAGAAAAAUAUCGUAUCUGAUGUAAAACAGGAUCAAUUAUUACAAGAUGAAAUCUAUGGGGUGAAUGAAUUAUUAGGUUACUUGCGUAGCCACAAAGUAACGGCAGACACAUGGUAUUAUUUCAAUGAUGAACAGGGUCAAUGGAAACGCAGACCCGUUGUUGCCUAAUGAAUUAAAAUGUCUUUUUGGCCAUGUUGAAAUAAAUUAUAUAAUAAACGCCUCUCUUGUUCCCAUUUUGUGCAAACCAUAACCCUCC